UGUACCACGUGGUGUCCCGUGUCUUCUGCCCUUGACUAGCAUGUCUAUGGCUCAACAAUGUCUGCGAACAAAAUUACUGGUGGUAAAACUAUUGAUAUUGUAAAGAAUCUACCUCGUAUAAACCUCGCCAAUCUUCGACCAAACCCGGGAUCUACGAAAAAUGAGACACGAAGAGGUCAUGGCAUGCACGGGGGUAAUAAAAGUGGACGGGGUCAUACAGGUGAGCGGCAGCGUGGUAACAGACCCCGACUGGGCUUCGAAGGCGGACAGACACCCUUCUACCUGGUAAUCCCAAAAUAUGGCUACAAUGCGAAUCACAGUCGUCGACCGCAGUACCCCCCGCUCUCCCUGCGCAAACUGCAGUAUCUUAUAGAUUUGGGCCGUAUUGACACCACAAAGCCCAUCGAUCUGACUCAACUGGUCAACAGCAGAGGGGUUGCGAUCCAGCCGCUGAAACGAGACUAUGGCAUCCAGCUUGUCGAUGAGGGUGCUGAUAUAUUCUGUGCAAAAGUUAACCUGGAAGUUCAGGUUGCAUCAGAGAAAGCCAUAGCUGCCAUUGAGCGAAACGGGGGUGUGAUUACAACAAGCUACUACGAUCCCCGUAGCCUACAGGUCCUCAUUAAACCAGUGCCCUUUUUCAUAUCUGGACAACCCAUACCCAAGCGCAUGCUUCCCGGUGAAGACCUUCUUCCAUACUACACAGACGCCAAUCACCGCGGCUACCUCGCCGACCUGGAUCAAGUCCAAGCUGCGCGGCUAGCCCUGGCUAAAAAGUACGGCUACAGCUUACCUGACAUCGCAAAAGAUGAACUCUUCGAUAUGCUGGCGCAAAGAAAGGAUCCUCGUCAGAUCUUUUUCGGGUUAUCGCCCGGAUGGGUGGUUAACAUGGAAGAUAAGAAGAUCCUCAAACCCACCGACGAGAAAGUCUUGCAGUAUUAUGGCUCUUAAUGCUGAUGGACUUAAUAUAUAUCUGUGUAUAUAGAGUGAAAGCGUUUCAAGAAUUGUUUGAAUUCAUUGUCUAUAAUAAACAUUCGAUUCCACA
This is a messenger RNA of Triplophysa dalaica, 1042 nucleotides long. It is a transcript of the gene mrpl15, whose product is annotated as mitochondrial ribosomal protein L15. The transcript is spliced from 5 exons. Gene Ontology annotation, biological process: translation. Gene Ontology annotation, molecular function: structural constituent of ribosome. The coding region runs from base 58 to 948 and encodes 296 amino acids. The record is from RefSeq and is a predicted model, not a curated record. Gene Ontology annotation, cellular component: mitochondrial large ribosomal subunit. Lineage: Eukaryota; Metazoa; Chordata; Actinopteri; Cypriniformes; Nemacheilidae.